AUGGAGUUAGCGUUUGAGAUACCUUCGACAUGCUCAGGAGUCGUGACCAAUAGGUGCGAACUCAAGGUUGCCGAUCAUGUAUUUAAUAAUCUAGAUGAUGUACAUAAAGGUCUAUUUGUGAAAUCAUGCUUCCGGACACUAGUGCACAUUCCCAAUUUGAAAUUGGCGUCUCAAAUAAUCCACCACCUUCUUCAAAGGACCUUGAAAUCAUCCGAGACCGAAAAAGACGCCGUGUGGUUCAAAUUUGGAGAAAAAGAAGCUAGCUUCGGGUUACAAGAAUUUUCUCUUGUAAGCGGAUUCAAGAUUGUGCAUGAUGUGGCUUCGUACGAGGUCCCGGAAAGAAGUAGUUCGCUUUUGCAUUUAUUCAAAGGGAAGCGAGGGAAGCUAACAAAGAAAGACUUGCUCAAUAAAUUUGAUGAUUUGGUAAAGAAGGAGGAAGAUGCAGAUUUGAUAUACAAAUUGGGGCUUCUCACGGUUUGGGCAUUUGAGGCACUGCCUGAGGUUGGAAGAAAAUUUGCUGAAACUUGUGGUGGGGGUGCCAGACUUCCGAGAAUUUUGGCUUGGCAAAUGAAAAAACAGUGGCGAAGUGAGCAACUUAGUACGUUUUUCAACACGUCGGAGGAUGAAGUUAAAACUUCAUACUUGAAGGAAUUCCGUAUUGUCCCUGAAGAUGAGGAAGAAGAAGAAGAAGAAGAAGAAGAAGAAGAAGAAAAUGAGGAUGAGGAUGAUGAGGAAGACGAGGAAGACGAGGAAGAAGAAAAAAAUGAUGCAUCUCAGUUAGAUCCACCACAACCGCAAGUUUUUGGUGCUGAAAAGAUUUCAGCUAUAGUCAGGGAGGUUGUGAAGGAUGAGAUGAGAUUAUUUUCUGAGCAAAUGGAAAUGAAGAUGGACAAGUUUUCUGAGCGAAUGGACAUGAAGAUGGACAAGUUUUUUGAGCGAAUAAAAGAUUUAGUUUUUCAAUCAAAAGAUAGUCCAUCUACCCGUGCUACUUAUGACGGGACAAAUGUUGAUACGGAGACCGCUCGAACAGUAGAUGGUGUUGAAGACACGAUCAAUUCACCAUCUCCCAUUCCCGAGAAAGAAAAGGUGGGAGUUCAUGAUGAAGUGGGCUUGGAAAUGAGGGCAAAAGAAAAAGUUGUCUUGGUCGAAGACAAAUUUUCUGAGGAGGUUGUCUCACCAAAGAAGAAUGAACAUGGAUUCGAUACCGGUGUUGUGACCGACCUGUCAUCAAAGAUAUUCCAAGAACUACCUAUGGAGAUCGAGGAAACUGAUGAAGAUGAUGCACCCGAGUCUCCUAAGGGAAGAGGCCACCGGAAGAAAAGAAAGGCCACCGUCCUACUUACUCCGUGGAGGAAUCCCGGAAAAAGACAAAAAAUUCCAAAUGUCACGGAGUACGACCCUCAUAGGACACUGGAUGAAGCUAAACUUGAGUUAAGUACGCCGAAGGGAAAGUACCCCCUCAUGCAAAGGCGUGGACUAGAUGAACAUUGGGUAGCACUCGAUAUUGAUCUCUCCAAAAGAUGCAUUGACGUAUAUGAUAGUUCACCGAGUGUCAUGCGGAAGCGACAAUUUGAAACAGAAUUAGAGCCCAUUCGAGUUGUCGUACCUAUGCUAAUGAGGAUGUUGAAUGCUACCUAUAGUUCAAAAAAAAUUGAUUUGAAACGAUUACCAUGUCCUAGCCAAGCAAAUGGGUUUGACUGUGGGAUGUUUACAAUCAAAUUCAUCGAGUAUUUGCAUGCUGGGAAGGAUGUUAAAGGCGUAGAGCAAAAAAUGAUUCCCUCUUGGCGUAUCAAACUAGCAGCUGAAAUUUUUGCACAACAUUUUGAUCCUUAG
Molecule: messenger RNA, 1833 nt
Organism: Striga asiatica
Lineage: Eukaryota; Viridiplantae; Streptophyta; Magnoliopsida; Lamiales; Orobanchaceae
Source: the annotation of a GenBank genome assembly